Molecule: messenger RNA, 1363 nt
Organism: Rhodamnia argentea
Lineage: Eukaryota; Viridiplantae; Streptophyta; Magnoliopsida; Myrtales; Myrtaceae
Product: F-box protein PP2-B11-like
Exons: 3
Coding region: 130-1113 (327 amino acids)
Molecular function (GO): protein binding
Source: RefSeq, a predicted model, not a curated record
GGCAGCACCGGGACGUGGCGACCCGAGCCCGUGACCCGAGGAAGACCGGAAGAAUAGAAGGCAAAAACCGGAAGCAGCCAAGCAUGACGCUUCUUCGUGCCUGUGGUGGUUAGCAAGCUUGGACAUGCGAUGCGUCGUCGAAUCGAAACGAGGACAUCGGACGGAGCUUCCAACGCGAUCGAUCCCAAAGAGAUGGUGGAGCUGGACGCCUUGCCAGAGGUGUGCAUCGCCCACAUACUCUCUUUCACCACCCCGCGCGAUGCCGCUCGCUCCUCCGCCGUCUCCCGCACCUUCCGCUCCGCCUCCGACUCCGACGCCGUCUGGCACAAGUUCCUCCCGCCCGAUUUGGACCUGAUCAUCUCGACGUCCUUGCCCCCACCGCAACUGCAGCCGCAGCCGCAGCCGCCUCUUGGACCCUCGCUGACGAGGAAGAAGGAUGUCUUCCUCAGUCUCUGCAGCGCCCCUCUUCUCAUUGACGAGGGUCACAAGAGUUUUGCACUUGAAAAAUGGAGCGGGAAGAAGUGUUAUAUGAUUGGCACCAGAGAUCUGUCUAUAGUAUGGGGUGACACUCCUUGCUACUGGAGACGUAGUUCAGUCCAUGUCUCAAGAUUCCCAGAGGUGGUAGAGCUCCUUAGAGUAUGCUGGCUUGAGGUUCACGCCAAGAUGGAGAUGCGACUUCUGUCGGCUAACACAUACUAUGCAGCUUACUUGAUCUUCAAGCUUGUGCAUAGGAGCUAUGGCUUCGAGAAUCAAGCAGUGGAAGUGUCCAUCUUUUCUGGUUCCGGGGGUGAACGACGCAAUAUUUGUUUGGAUCCUGGCGGGAAGUUGAGACGGCAAUAUCAAUCCGCAAGAGAGAGAUAUCUGCAUACUUUCCAUGAUGCAUCUGCGAUAAGAGAAGUUCAGGCGAGGGAGGAACAAAUUCCUCUGGACAGAGGAGAUGGGUGGAAAGAGGUCGAUCUGGGCGAGUUUUUCGUGGACGACCCUCCAGCUGGGGAGGUUCAAAUAAACUUGAUGGAGGUGAAAAGCGGUAACUGGAAAUCCGGGCUAGUCAUCCAGGGGAUUGACCUUCGUCCUUCACAGAUGACUUCCCGAGAAAGAAGCCUCAGCACAUAGGUCAGCGGAUAUGAGGUGAAUGGGGAUACUGUGAAUAUUGCAGAUGGUUAUACUUCACGUAAGAUGUUACAGAAUAAAUAUCUACAAGGCGGUGUUAAUAAACUGGACCCUGUUCAAAGCUGUGUGAAUGUGUUUAUCCAUCUAAGAUGCAUUCUAUGUGUGACAUUUCUUUUCUCGUGGUGCUGAAUGCGUUCUCUUUUCAUGGUUCCUUGGAACAUUUCUUGCGCGAAGCAGGGGCAUUUGGUUUCCU